CAAACUGCUGGCAUGGCAAGUUGUCUGCGUUACCCGGGCAAGGUGGUGAUCGUGACUGGUGGCACCAAAGGCAUUGGUCUGGGCAUCGUGAGAGAAUUUGUUCGCCAGGGAGCCAAAGUGGUCUUCUGUUCAGUACCAUCUGAAGAGGAAGAUGGACAAGGAAUUCAGAGGGACCUGAAGGCUUCUGGGUGCUCAGGGGAUGCUUACUUCCAGGUCUGCGAUGUCCGCAAGGAGUCAGAUAUCAAGAGGCUGAUUCGGGUCACUGUAGAUCAUUACGGAUGCCUGGACUGCCUGGUGAACAAUGCUGGAUCUGGCUUUGCGGAACCGAUAGAUAUAAUGAGCGCCCAGGAUUUCCGCGACAUCAUGGAACUCAACACUGUGAGCUGUUUCUUAGCAUCCAAGUAUGCGCUGCCCCACUUACGGAAAACGAAAGGAAACAUCAUCAACAUAGGCAGUUUAAGUGGUCUCAUUGGGAUUAAGAACGGUUUGUCGGACGCUGCAAGCAAAGGCGCUGUGAUUUCAAUGACCAGAUCCCUGGCCAUCGAUGAGAGCAAACACGGACAUCACACCAUCUUUUAUCUGGACUCCAUUGGUGAAAACGUAUGUAACCGCGUCACCGAAUCCAAAGAAGACAAUGCAGAAAAUCGUCGAUUAUCAUGCGUGGAUUUGGAACAGAGACUGCUUUGGGUCGCCUUGGUUGAUAACCUCUACCGAGAAACCGACAGGUGGAAUGGGACUCUGCUGGUGCUGCUGGUUCACUCAGGGGCCUCCAGUGCUAUCAGCCACAUGAAAAUGCUGGAAAAGGUCAUUGGGAUGUUUGAGCUGUGGUGUGACCAAUAUGUGGAGGAUACCCAGCUGUACCAUACGUUGCCACCUCAUUCUGAAGAUGCUGUUGAUGUUCUGAACUGGUGCUUGGAAUCCGUAACGGGUUGGAUGAGGGUGAACAAGCUGAAACUUAAUCCUGACAAGACAGAUUUUCUCCGGGUUAGUAGAAAGGUAGACCAGGGCCUUCGGAUGUCUCCUGUCUCGGAGGGGGUUAUACUCCCCUUCAAAAGACAGGUCCACAGCUUGGGAGUGCUGCUCGACAUAGCAGUUACCUUCGAAAACUCGGUGGCUGUGGUGGUUCAGAGCACUUCCUUUGGCUGGUGCAUUAGCUGCAUCCAUUCCUGGUUCAAUCAGAGCAUAGCCAUGGUGAUGCAUGUCUUCGUUAAAUGUAGACUGGACUACUGCAUUGUGCUCUGCUUGGGGCUACCCAUGAAGAGUGUUCAGAAGCUACAACUAAAACAAAGGCAAACAGCAGGCAUGGACUCUUUACUGCGUUACCCGGGCAAGGUGGUGAUCGUGACUGGUGGCACCUCAGGCAUCGGUCUGGCCACUGUGAGAGAAUUUGUUCGCCAGGGAGCCAAAGUGGUCUUCUGUUCAAAAGCACCUGAAGCGGAAAAGGGGCGAGCAAUUCAGAGGGACCUGCAGGCUCCUGGGUGCCCCGGGGAUGCUUACUUCCAGGUCUGUGAUGUCCGCAGUGAGUCAGACAUCAAGAGGUUGAUUCAGGUCACUCUAGAACGUUAUGGAUGCCUGGACUGCCUGGUGAACAACGCUGGAACUAUUUAUUUAGAGUCGUCAGAUGACGUGACUGCCCACGACUUUGAAAAUCUCAUGCAACUCAAUGCUGUGAGCUGUUUGUUAUUAUCCAAGUAUGCACUGCCCUACUUACGGCAAACGAAAGGAAACAUCGUCAACGUGGGCAGCAUCGAAGGUACUAUUGGGAUGAAAUAUGCUGUGUCAGCUGUUGCAAGCAAGGGCGCUGUGAUUGCAAUGACCAAGGCCCUGGCCAUCGACGAGAGCAAAUACGGAGUACGGGUCAACAGCAUAUCACCGAGCAACAUCUGGACUCCUUUGUGGGAAAGUGAAGCAAAUCGUUUUAAGAAUCUCGAGGCCGUACUCCAGGAAGGCGAAAGUUAUCAGCUAUUGGGACGCUUUGGGACCCCAGAAGAGGUGGCCUUGGGUAUUCUGUUCCUUGCUGCUGAUGGAACUUUCUGCACUGGCCUGGACCUUCUACUCACUGGUGGAGCUGAAGUUGGCUUUGGAAGAAAGAGCCCGAUGGGUCCUGACUCUUUUGCAAUUGAUAUCGGGAAUCUGAAGGACUCCUCCAGCAACUAAGGGAACCAGAAAGAGGAGUGGGGAUAAGAGCUCAGUGUACAACAGUCAUUGAUUCAAAGUCAUUAAUUCAGACUUCAUUAAAUGCUUCUUGUCUAUGUUUUCUGAUUGUUCCCCCUUGGCCAACAACUCUGCCUGUUCUUGUUCCAAACCCCAUAAUCCGAGAAAGAAAUGGCUCAAAAGAAAGAGAUGCCAUAAAGGUGUUGUUGCUGUUUGGCUUUAAUACAUGAAAAUGAGUUUGCAUCAGUACCCACCCUACCUAGCUGAGCUGGGUUUGGUGCCCUCUCCCCGGCCUUACAGCCUCUUUUCCCUUCACCUCCAAGCUCUCGGCCUGGCAUCAUUUGCCUCUCCCCCUUUCAGAUGUUCUUUGGGCAAACUGUGCUUGCUUGCUGGUGAAGGAAAAGCAAGUUUGUACAUUCUCCAAAAGUAGGACUUCUAACCAGAGUGGCGGCAGAUCUUCUUUUAAUGAUUUAGCAGAGGGAUGGAGAAGACACCAUAACAGUGAAGGUGUUCUAUUGUUAUCAAUUGACUGAGGGCGAAUCUGCAUUUGCUUUUUAAAAUCAUUUUCGUACUGCUGUGACGCCGUCUUUCUC
This is a messenger RNA of Gekko japonicus, 2747 nucleotides long. RefSeq lists its product as uncharacterized. Gene Ontology annotation, molecular function: estradiol 17-beta-dehydrogenase [NAD(P)+] activity. Bases 13 to 2157 code for a protein of 714 amino acids. The transcript is spliced from 19 exons. The record is from RefSeq and is a predicted model, not a curated record. Gene Ontology annotation, cellular component: cytosol. Gene Ontology annotation, biological process: steroid catabolic process. NCBI's taxonomy places the organism in Eukaryota, Metazoa, Chordata, Lepidosauria, Squamata, Gekkonidae.